CAGGGUGGGGGUGCAGGGCAGACGGGCUGGGAGCCUGGCCCAGCUGUGGCGGGGCUGGGCACCACAGUCCUCCCUUGCCCCAGGGUCUGCACACCGUGGGAGGGGUCUAGCUUGGUGCCUGGGAGCUGGCUGAGGUCAGUGGCAUUGCUGAGAGGCUGGGGGCCCUGGGCAGAAGAAAAGCCCCCAGCCUGGAGGGGUCCUGCCCAGACAACCUGCCUUCCUGCCACCAGCCCAGGUCGGGGUCACCAGCCCUACCUGGGGCCUCUUUCCUCCUCCCCCCUCCCCCCCUCCCCCGCAGCCCUUAUAGCCACAUCCUGCAAGGAAAAACCCCAGACUCCUGCGCCGCCAGUGGAGACGAGGAUGUGUGUGGGGGCUCGGUGGCCCAGGGCGCCCCACUCAGCCCUCCUGCUCCUGGGACUUGUGCUGGGCGCCGCGGCCCGGCUCAGCUGUGGUGGGAACACCUACCCUGAAGGCAACAGGUGCUGUAACGAGUGCCUGGCAGGCUACGGAAUGGAGAGUCGCUGCAGCGGCCACAGCGACACAGUGUGCAGCCCUUGUGAGUCUGGCUUCUACAACGAGGCGCCCAACUACGAGGCCUGCAAGCCGUGCACGCAGUGCAACCAGAAAAGUGGGAGCGAGCCCCAGCAGAGAUGCACAGCCACGCGGGACACCGUCUGCCGCUGCAGGCCGGGCACCCAGCCCCAGGAUGGCUACAAGCGUGGAGUGGACUGUGCCCCGUGCCCCCCAGGACACUUCUCCCCAGGCAACAACCAGGCCUGCAGGCCCUGGACCAACUGCACCUUGGCAGGAAAGCGCACACUGAGGCCAGCCAACGGGAGUUCCGACACCGUCUGUGAGGACAGGACCCCCCCAGACACACCGUCCCGGGAGACCCAGGGCCCCCCAGACUGGCACCCCACCACCCAGCCCACUGCUGCCUGGCCCAGGGCCUCCUGGGAGCCCUCCACACCCCCCACAGAGCCCCCCAGGGGUCCCCAGCUGGCCACCAUCCUGGGCCUGGGCCUGGGCCUGCUUGCUCCUGUGGCCACAGCUCUGGCUCUGCUCCUGCACCACAGGGCCUGGCGGCUGCCACCCAAAGGGGGAAACAGCUUCCGGACCCCCAUCCAAGAGGAGCAGGCCGAUGCCAACUCCACGCUGGCCAAGAUCUGAGCAGCGACUGCUGGGGCCCUGCCUGAGCCCAGACCUGGGUGUUGAGCUGAACCGCCCCUGGGCCCAUGGGUGCUUGAUGGUGUGCCCACACCGGCCCUUCCAGGACCCUGUCAGACCCUCAUCUCCAUGGAUUCCCCGCUGGUUUACCGCCUGGACCCUGGCCCCACCCCUGCCUGCACAUGCGUUACUUGUGUGAGCUGUGAUAAAGGAUGCAAAGACACCCGCUCAUAAAACCCUGGGAAAUACCGAAAAGCAGAUAAAAAUCACCCCUCGCGCCCUGCCUGGUACAGAAAUUCUGCCCUUCCACGCAGCCUGUGGCCUCCCCGGAAGGGGCCUUCCGGCGCGGCAGGGCAGGAAGGCAGGCGUGGGCCCUGACGCUGCUGCCGUCACUCCUGCCUUUUGAGGGCUUUACUCACAAGCCACCCUCCCCAUGGCCCUGUGACUUGCGUGCCACCGUGGGUGGCAGGAUGGAGGGGCCAGCUUCUCCCACCCCAGAACCCCUCCAGGGCACAUCUUCCUGGAAUUCUCCCAGCCAGCCCGGCUGCCUUCCCUGCCACCUUUGACCACACCCCUCCCCAAACCGAUUCCAGAAGGUUCUGACUCUGUCCCUGCUUCCAGAAGGAGCAACUGACAUGGGCCAUGAUCAGACAAACACCAUUGUAGGGGAUUUAUCGAAUUUAUUGGGCCCACAGUGUAUGGGUGCUUCUCAGAAUCAGGGUGACCCUGUGUGGGCACAGACCCAUCCUUUCAGGCCUGCAGUGACAGAAGGCCCAGAACUGCACAGCACCUUACCUGGCAUCCAGGUACGGCCAGACAGGCCCCCCCUUUCUGUCCCAGUGUCCAGACCCCUUCCCAUGGAGGAGCAGAACGGAGACCUCGGGUGCCUUCCCCAGACCCGAGAGCUUCACCUGACUCCCCAGGUCCCUGGUAGCCGGGAGUCCUAGCUGCCCGAGCACCCCCCACCCUUUCCUACUGGCCUGUGUGCUUCUCAGAAGAAGAGGACUUGAGAACAACAGUUGAGUCACAAGCUGCCAAUUCCUGCCUUUACCCUUCAGAAUAAGCCCACUGCCCAGUCAGUGAGGUGGUGGCCGCAGGCCUCCUGGGUCUGUCCACAUCACAGCCAUUGCAGCACCAGCUCGUGGACACUCAUGGCCACAUUCCUGAGACACCACUGCCCACUCCCCGCCUCCCUGAAUUCUCAGGAGUCUUCACCAGUUUCCCCUGCGCCAAACUUCAAUUGCAGGGUUGGGAAAUAAGGCCAAGCAAUCUAGGGAGGCUUACUUGGGGAGGCAGGGCCCCAGAGCCCCUUGGCGCCACCUGAGGAGAUUGAGCCUUAGACAAGGGACCAUCUCACAGUGAAUCCAGGGCUGAGUUCUCUGCUCCGGAGCUUUGUGAGGGGCUGGCCCCCCAACACCCUCUGGACAGCUGGGCUUGUCGUGGGAGGUCGGAGGCGGAACUGGCUGGGCAUUCAGGCCUGCCACCUGGCCAGCGCCCCCUCCCAAGUCCUGAGGAGCAGUCGGCUGGGCGCAAGGGGGCUUCCCUGGGGCUCUGGACCGUGGGUAGGGCGUCUGCCCUGCUGCAACCUGCAAGU
Manis pentadactyla (Chinese pangolin) is the source of this 2761-nucleotide messenger RNA. RefSeq names its product TNF receptor superfamily member 4 (gene TNFRSF4). Gene Ontology annotation, molecular function: protein binding; tumor necrosis factor receptor activity. Bases 361 to 1170 code for a protein of 269 amino acids. The record is from RefSeq and is a predicted model, not a curated record. Gene Ontology annotation, biological process: inflammatory response. Lineage: Eukaryota; Metazoa; Chordata; Mammalia; Pholidota; Manidae. The transcript is spliced from 8 exons.